Messenger RNA from Malus domestica (apple), 3548 nucleotides. The record is from RefSeq and is a predicted model, not a curated record. Lineage: Eukaryota; Viridiplantae; Streptophyta; Magnoliopsida; Rosales; Rosaceae.
GUGGAGACAUAUUAGAAAAGGUGUGCAAGCAACCAAAGUGCGCUUUUUAGCAUCUGCCUUCCUCCUCAGAAUCGCAAAUCAUUGUUAUUAUUUGUUCAAUUUCCCACCCUUCAUCAUCACCUACUUGCUCUCUCAUUUGCUGUAAAAUACUCACCCAACCUCUCCAACAUCCUCUCUCUCUCUCUCUAAAAUCACCAUUGCUAUUCCUCUUCCAAAUCUUUCUCAUCAAAAUUCAGAAAACACAGCUUUAAUUGUAAAAGCUCAGUUCAAUUCAGAAGCAUUAGCUAUUUCUUCAUCAGCUGAAUGCGAAGAGAUUUGCAGAAAUUGUACGGUCAGAAGGGUUUUUGUUUUUGUUGUUUAAGCAAUAUAUAUAUAUAUACACACACACUUAUUUAUCUAUAUAUAUUGUGAUCCUUCUUCUGCUUCUCGGUGUUUUCUGAGAGAUUGAGAAACGACGCCGGCCGGAAAGUGUGGACGGAGGAAAAGUCAGCGUUGCGCACGUGAGGUGGCACGUGACCUGUUGGACUUUUGGGGUGUGUUAGUUUUAUUUGGUUUGGUUGGGUUGGGGUGUCGGGAGGUCCGUGAAGAAUGCCUCACAGAACGACUUACUUCUUCCCGAGGCAAUUCCCGGAUCGAAGGUUCGAUUCGUCGUCCAAACAGCUGUUGCAAGAAGAUCAUCACGAUCACGAGAAAGUAACCAAAGACAGCGACACUGCCACUACCACCACCACCACAACUGCGGCCAGAGAUAGAGAUGAUUACCAACAAAAGGUGCCCAAAACCGCCACCAGCAACUUGGACAAAUCCUCAGCCACUACCACUUCUUCUCUGUCUUCCGAUGUUCAGUACUUCACGGGCCACAUCGAUGAAAGGAAGCCACCGCAGUUGGCCGACUUUCUCAACUGGUUCCUUCAUGACAAGAAGGGGACCAGUACUCGAUCCAAACCAUCGAGUAGUGGCCACCGUCCUCGUCGCGUUAGGGUAACAGGGAGGUUGUCCUCUUCGUGCCACCUUGUUGACGAGGAUCGCGAGCUGUUGCUGCCUCGUCGUCAUCAUCAUCAUGAUGAUGAUCACGAUAAUCAUGUGGCUGAGGCUGGCCCACCGCAGAUGGCGCCGGAGUCCACCACGACUGCUAUGCUCAAAGACCGGAGUGUUGACCAGAGCUUUGACCGGCAGGUGUCCCUGCCGAGGGUUUCGAGCGGGAGUAGCUACGCAGGGAGCUUGUUCUCAGGAACGACGACGUUGGAUGGGAACUUCUCUGGGGAUGUUAAGGACUCGUCAGCGACGACGAGGCAUUUGGAAGUGGAGGAAGAGGAGGUGGAACAGGAGAGUGCUAAAGUGAGCUUGUCUCAGAGGUCUAAGCAAAGUUAUCAUUUGCAGCUUCUUUUGGCCAAGAGGCUUUGUUCUCAAGCUACUCUUGGUGCUGAAACAAUGCUUUUGCACGAGACUACUACUCAACUUGAGGUUACUGAUGCUGAGACGGUGUCGUAUCGGCUCUGGAAAUUGGCAGACCACAUAGGUUUGCCUUGUCGCAUAGCUCGUGGUUGCAAGUAUUGUGUGGCAGAUCACCGGUCCUCUUGUCUUGUUAAAAUUGAAGAUAACAGGAAGGUUUUGAGGGAAUAUGUGGUUGACCUAGUUGGGGAACCAGGAAACCUUCAUGGUCCAGACUCCUCGAUUAACGGAGGAACUCUUUCUUCUAUACCUUCACCACUUCAAAUUUCUCAUCUAAAAGAAUCCAAACAACCUUACAGGGAUAGUGAAUUAUAUUGCCAAAUCACAAACUCAAAGCACACGGGUGCUCCUCCUGAAGAUCCCUUUUAUGCAGGCGGUGGGGAGGGAGGUCAAAUCAUCAAGGAAACCAGUUUGCUUCCAGGUGAUCAAACUAGAUUUGGGUUGGAAUCUUCUCUGAUGCGAUUGGAAUUGACAGGAAACGCUCCGCAUUGCCUUGUUCAGAGUGACAUCCCACCUUGUGUCCAGGGUGAUGCUUCGGAAGCUCUUGAUGUUACUGCUACUACUGCUGUGGCAUCAUUAGAGGAAUGUGCUAGACUUAGCGAAGAAAAUGUUGUUGUACAACAAGCUUACAGAAAGGAGAUUGUUGUAUCAAGAAAUCAGGUUAUAAGCAACAGUGUUGAGCAACCUAAAGUAACUUUGUACAGCCAAUCAGAUCUAGAGGGCGUUCAUAGUGAACUUGUGAAACAAGGUAGAAUUACUGCUGUGACUACCCCAAGGUACUUGAAUCUUGAACCGUCUCUCGCAAUGGACUGGCUUGAGAUCUCAUGGGACGAGUUGAAUAUCAAAGAGCGUGUUGGUGCUGGCUCAUUUGGGACAGUGCAUCGUGCUGAAUGGAAUGGAUCGGAUGUUGCUGUUAAGGUUCUAACUGUUCAGGAUUUCCAUGAUGAUCAAUUGAAAGACUUUUUACGAGAGGUUGCAAUUAUGAAACGUGUUCGUCAUCCAAACGUAGUUCUUUUCAUGGGUGCGGUUACAAAGCGUCCUCAUCUAUCUAUAGUGACUGAAUAUCUGCCAAGGGGUAGUCUUUAUCGCCUCAUUCACAGGCCAGCUUCCGGGGAACUUAUGGAUCAGAGGAGGCGGUUGCGAAUGGCACUAGAUGUGGCCAAGGGUAUCAAUUACCUCCAUUGUCUUAACCCUCCUAUUGUCCAUUGGGAUCUUAAGUCUCCAAAUUUGUUGGUUGAUAAAAAUUGGACAGCGAAGGUAUGCGAUUUUGGGUUGUCCAGAUUUAAGGCGAACACUUUCAUAUCAUCCAAGUCCGUUGCUGGAACACCUGAGUGGAUGGCUCCAGAAUUCCUUCGCGGAGAGCCCUCAAAUGAGAAGUCUGAUGUUUACAGUUUCGGAGUGAUCCUAUGGGAACUUGUAACCAUGGAACAACCUUGGAACGGUCUUAGCCCCGCCCAGGUAGUUGGAGCCGUUGCUUUCCAGAACAGAAGGCUUGCUAUCCCGGCUAAUACUCCCCCAGUGUUGGCUUCGCUUAUGGAAUCCUGCUGGGCUGAUGAUCCAGCCCAGCGCCCGUCUUUUGCUAGCAUAGUUGAGUCGCUAAAGAGGUUGCUAAAGUCUCCUCUGCAGUUGGUACCGGUGGGCGGAACAUCCCCCUCUGCCCGGACCUGAGACCGUUAUACCUGAGACCGUUAUACUUCGGCAGUCGAAUUUCUACAACUGACCGAGCUUCUUUGGUUCUUGGCAAUUAUAUAUACUCGUUUCUUGCUUAACCCGAUGACCGUCAAAUAAGCCGAAGUUAAAUACAUUUCCUUCCGCGUUAAUUUGAGUUUCUAGUGCCAGUAUAGCAUAUGGUUUAACAAUGUACCCGAAAUAUCAAAGGGUAUAUUGUGCUGAAGGAAAGGAAGAGGGAUUUACUAGAUAAAUUAUCAAAGCGUGCUUUUGAUGUAUUAUUAUUAUCCAAAUUAAUCCGUCCUCCUUCCUUUUAUUCAUGUUUUUAUUGGUUCAUAUUUUAGCUAUGUUUAUAUGAAUCAAAGAAACUGACGGUUAUCCUGUCAAAAUAAAAAGAGAAUGUGAGCUACAAAUUACUCACAUGGUAA